AUGCGGGGUUUUCUUUUUGUGCGCGGGCCAGGCUGCCUUGUCGAGUCGCUUGUCGGACACAUGCCUGUCUCGACCGCCAAACACCCGAUCAACGAGAGCCUGAACGCAAACGUAGGGCAGCGGACGUUUCUGAUCCCGCCGCCCUCCUCCACGUCAAACAAGAUUGGGUUCCAGACCAUCUCUCUGUGGGGGCUGUGCAUCGUCGUCCUCGGCGUCUGCUACUACUUUGAGCAGAAGGAGGAGGGCAGCAAGCCGCGGCCGCUCCCGGACGACGUGCAGCGAGUGAUGCCAAACGGCUCGUGGCUGAUGAGGGACGGCUCGAUCCGCCCAGCGAGCGACGGGGAGAAGAGGUGACGGGAGCGCAGCAGUGACAGCAGCACAGACAGCUUCGAGCUUGUCUAACCCACCCUCGACCCGCGUGCGCGCGCCAGCCGCUGCUCUGUGUCGACUUGAGUACGCGUGUCCGAGCUAGCGCCAAAAUCAUUUCAUACGUAGAGAGGACAGGAGUCCCUUGGGGCGCGCGCCGCACACAGCCGCGCAGUGGAGCACGGUGUGGCGCCAUGCCGGAAGUCGUGGGCAGAGGGUGCGGGCGCGAGUAGCGGCGCG
Molecule: messenger RNA, 606 nt
Organism: Emiliania huxleyi CCMP1516
Lineage: Eukaryota; Haptophyta; Isochrysidales; Noelaerhabdaceae
Exons: 3
Coding region: 1-354 (117 amino acids)
Source: RefSeq, a predicted model, not a curated record